Messenger RNA from Funneliformis geosporum, 1898 nucleotides. The record is from the annotation of a GenBank genome assembly. Lineage: Eukaryota; Fungi; Glomeromycota; Glomeromycetes; Glomerales; Glomeraceae.
AAAAUUAUAGCUUCCUUGGUUUCUAUAAAUAUCGUCAUCAGCAACCUGACUUUACCUUUUCAUACCAAAAGGAGUCACGCAAACUUAGUAGCGAUCUCGAGGAAUUAACGAAAGAAGAUUCAGAAGUAGUUAGAGCUUGCGCAGGAGGGACAUCUGCGUUUGACCCUCUGAAGAUCUGCGUUUCGUCGUGUAUCACAGGUUCUUUCUUGUGCACGCAACUACGUUAUAAUCAGUUUUAUUUUAUUACCGCUCUAACUAUUAUACUUGAUCUUCAACUACAUAAGAAUCAUCGUGAAAAAUAUCCUGAUGUUCAGAUGUUUUGGAACAACUUAGAGUCAUCUGUCGCCAGUUCGAGUCUACAAUUAGAUAAGGUAAAUACGGCUCGAACAGUAAUGCAUGGCACCGAGAGGUUGAUCAAAACCGCCUUCAACGAAGUUGAUGGCACACUGAAAGCCGAUGUCUCUAAUAAUGGACCGAAAACGACCAGAGAAUGUUUUGGUGAUGAAAUCGUGGGAGAAUUCCAUAUUCAAGAUAAUAAUCAAGAACAAUAUCGAAUCAGAAAUGGAGCGGACAAUCAUGCUGAUUCAGAGGAUAGUUAUGAAUCGCAGGACCACCAUGAUUUAGACAUGUCAAAUCGGGAUGCAAUUGACGAAAUUGACGAGACGAAGGGGGCAAUAAAUGAUGAAGGAAAGGUGGUGGAAGGAAAUAAAACAAAACAGCUUAGGCUAAGCGAAGCAAAUAGAAAGGAGAUUGACGAAGCUUACAAGUUAAUGGAUAGACAAUACAUGUGGGAACUAUCGUCGGGAAAAGUAAUCGAAGAGGAACUAUAUAAAUUAGGGAGGGAGCUGGAGUUUGAACAUGCUGUUCACUCAUUUAUCCUGGAUAUCGAUGACGAGUUAGUUGCAGACUGUUUCACCGAGACAGAACUUCGUGAGAUAGAGCUCACACCUAUCCCAGAAGUUCCCGAACUCUCAGACGAACUUAAAGGAAAUACGACAACUAAUAAAGGAACUAAGUUUCGUAUUGAUUAUGAUUGUGAAAAGCAUCACGAUAUGGACUACAUAUGCCUGGCUUUACAUGCGUUAAUUAGAGAAAUUGAAAGUGGAAAAAUCACGGAAGCAAAUCUAGAAAACUGGUUUAACUGUCACGUCUGGAGUAUGGUCUUUGACCACGCAUUCGAAAAUAUAAAGGCCAUAUCUGUCGUCAGAGGUGAAAGCACGAGUGUAUCGACAGCCACUCGAAAAAAUAAAAAAACGAAAAGGAAAUCGGGGAACCGUCGAAAAAUUGGUCGUAGAGGAGACUGGAUCCUCAGGGCUGUCGGAAAUGGUGAUAAAAAUGAAUUUGGGGCGGGAGAGGCGGGUAAAAGUUGGGUAGACCAAUACGGAACGAAAUAUCUUAGAGAAGGAGGGUUGAAACUUCCGAAGGUACUUAAAGACAUGCUAUUAAACUUAAGGGAGAAAAUAGGUUGGAAUGAAGAAGCACGCAAAAAAAUACAAACCGUAGGAAUUAUUCAUGGAGGCCUUAUGAUGACAAUAGCAUAUCUCGAUAACCCAAUGGGUUACAUCUGCAGAUUGCGACGUAGUGAUUUGAUGGAAGUGCCCGAUAUGGCCGAAAAAUUCGAAUCAAUUUUGACAAUUCUUGCAUCGGUCUUGAAUAUAAAGUCUGUAGUCGGAGAGACGAUAAAGAUCGUCCAAAGAAGUGGACAGACUAACAAAUCAUUUAAGAGUGCCGGGCUUCGGAAACGAUCUCGAAAUGAAAGUCAGCGCCAUUUAUAUGCGUGCAUGUCAACCCCAAAGAAAGCGAGAGUAUGUAAAGUGAGUACCGAAAGACCAUAUCCUGCGUCACCAUGCCCUGGAUCACCAAAUUCAGGGUCAUUGAUUAAUUCUUUAGCGGAAUGA